ACAACUCGGUGUGACCGGCCAGCGGCUACGGACGUGUUCAGCAGACACUGCUCAAAUCAUGUCAAAGUCUAAAGAUAUGGGCUCUUCCACUAUCCACAGUCAGCAGCUUCAUGCUGCUAUGGCUGAUACCUUGCUGGAGCACAUGUGCCUGCUGAACAUCGACUCCGAGCCCACAGUGUCUCGCAACACUGGCAUCAUCUGUACAAUUGGGCCCGCUUCUUGCUCAGUGGAAAAGCUAAAGGAAAUGAUCAAGGCUGGCAUGAACAUUGCACGUUUGAACUUUUCACAUGGAACUCAUGAGUACCAUGCUGACACAGUCAAGAAUGUGCGUGAAGCCACUGAGAGCUUUGGACCUGGGAGCCUUGAAUAUAGACCUGUGGCUAUUGCACUGGACACCAAAGGCCCUGAAAUUAGAACUGGACUCAUCAAGGGUAGUGGCACUGAGGAGAUACAGCUUAACAAGGGUGAAAAAAUUAAGCUUACACUGGACGACGCAUUCAAAGACAACUGUGAUGAGAAAACCCUGUGGCUUGAUUACAAGAACAUCACCAAGGUGGUUCAGCAAGGCAUGAAGGUCUAUGUUGAUGAUGGUCUCAUUUCCCUAAAAGUCAUAGAGAUUGGUGGUGACUUCUUAAUCUGUGAGAUUGAGAAUGGAGGCAUGUUGGGCAGCAAGAAAGGUGUGAACCUUCCCGGCGCUAAAACAGACCUGCCUGCCGUGUCCGAGAAGGACAUUCAAGAUCUGCUGUUUGGUGUGGAGCAGGGUGUGGACAUGGUGUUUGCCUCCUUCAUUCGUAAGGCUGCUGAUGUUCAUGCUGUCAGGAAAGUUCUGGGAGAAAAGGGCAAGAACAUCUUGAUCAUCAGCAAGUUGGAGAACCAUGAGGGAGUGUGCAAUUUUGAUGAGAUUCUUGAGGCCAGUGAUGGUAUCAUGGUUGCCCGUGGAGACAUGGGUAUCGAGAUCCCCACAGAGAAAGUAUUCUUGGCUCAGAAGAUGAUGAUUGCCCGCAGCAACAGAAUUGGCAAACCCAUCACUUGUGCCACUCAGAUGUUGGAGAGCAUGAUUAAGAAACCACGUCCUACUCGUGCUGAAAGCAGCGACGUUGCCAAUGCUGUACUGGAUGGUGCUGACUGUAUCAUGCUGAGUGGUGAGACGGCUAAGGGAGACUACCCGGUUGAGUCUGUGCUGACUCAGCACAAGAUUGCCCGUGAGGCUGAAGCAGCCAUGUUCCAUAGGCAGGUGUUUGAAGAGUUGCGUCGCACCUCACACUUGACUCGUGAUCCCUGUGAGUCUGUGGCCAUCGGAGCUGUGGAAGCUUCAUUCAAGUGCCUUGCCAGCGCUAUAAUUGUUCUCACCAAAUCUGGAAGGUCUGCUCAUCUGCUGUCCAGAUACAGGCCCCGUUCCGUUAUCUUGGCUGUAACCCGUAAUGAACAGACAGCCCGUCAAUGCCAUCUGUACCGUUCCAUCUACCCCAUCCUUUACAACAAGCCUGCCAAUGAUGUGUGGGCUGAGGAUGUAGACCUACGUGUCAGCUUUGCUCUGGAGAUGGGCAAAACCAAGAAGUUCUUCAAGUCUGGAGAUGUAGUGAUUGUGGUCACUGGCUGGCGCCCUGGUUCUGGCUACACCAAUACCAUGCGUGUUGUCCUGGUGCCUUGAGCUGCACAAAUCAGAACUGUACCAUUCCCCUCAUAAGCCCAGGCGACAUGCGUUCUUUCUUUCUAGUAGCAAUUUUGUUUAUUGUUACAAAUAAAGCCUCAUGUGUCUAAAA
Molecule: messenger RNA, 1763 nt
Organism: Trichomycterus rosablanca
Lineage: Eukaryota; Metazoa; Chordata; Actinopteri; Siluriformes; Trichomycteridae
Gene: pkmb
Product: pyruvate kinase M1/2b
Exons: 11
Coding region: 59-1651 (530 amino acids)
Biological process (GO): glycolytic process
Cellular component (GO): cytoplasm
Molecular function (GO): pyruvate kinase activity; magnesium ion binding; potassium ion binding
Source: RefSeq, a predicted model, not a curated record